Molecule: messenger RNA, 1883 nt
Organism: Patella vulgata (common limpet)
Lineage: Eukaryota; Metazoa; Mollusca; Gastropoda; Patellidae
Product: protein Wnt-7b
Exons: 4
Coding region: 172-1230 (352 amino acids)
Biological process (GO): cell fate commitment; positive regulation of JNK cascade; multicellular organism development
Cellular component (GO): extracellular region
Molecular function (GO): frizzled binding; cytokine activity
Source: RefSeq, a predicted model, not a curated record
AUGUCAUAUACGUCGUGAAAGUUUCCCAUCUUUAGAUCUAAAGAUAUAGCUAAUUGUGCUACAACUGGAUUUAGCUGAAACAAAACGUAUGAAAGUGGUGCUUUGUAUCCCCCCGAGGUUGAUCGGUGUCCCCUUCCUCCUAGGAUUAGCACGUGAACAUGCCUUAUAAGAAUGGGGGUUAGCCGUCACACCAAGUUUUUUAUUGGAGUAAUCUAUUUAUCUUAUUGUGUGUACGGUAAUUUUCUGGCCCUUUCAUCAGUGGUGGCUCUUGGAGCCAAUAUCAUCUGCAACAAAAUACCCGGUAUGGCACCAAAACAGAGAGCCAUCUGUAGAAGCAGACCUGAUGCCAUCGUUUCUAUAGGGGAAGGUGCAAAAUUAGGUCUCACGGAAUGUCAGUACCAGUUUAGACUAAUGCGAUGGAAUUGUUCAACACUUGACUCAAACGACUCAAUGUUCGGUUAUGAGUCGCUCGGAGGAACAAAAGAAGCUGCUUUUAUAUACGCCAUUACGUCGGCAGGUGUAAGUUAUGCUAUAACCCAAUCAUGUGGAUUGGGCAGUUUACCAAAUUGUGGUUGUGAUAGAGAUAAGGGGGAUGGGAAAUUAGCCCCACAGGGCUGGAAGUGGGGUGGUUGUAGUGCGGACAUUAAAUAUGGAUUACGUUUAGCCAGAAAAUUCAUGGAUGCAAGAGAAAUAGCAGAAAAUGCCAGAUCACUGAUGAAUUUACAUAAUAACAGAGCCGGAAGAAAGGCAGUCAAAGAUAACAUGGGAACAGACUGCAAGUGUCAUGGUGUUUCCGGUUCCUGCACAAUGAAAACGUGUUGGACAACAUUACCCCCCUUUAGAGAAAUCGGAGACUCUUUAAAACUUAGGUACAAAAGAUCAAAAAUAGUGGUGCCGUAUUUAGGACGCCGUGCACGAACGGCUGUAUCAUUAAUGUUGGACCGUGCUAAAAGACGUCACCGGAAACCGAGGCGUAGCCAUCUUGUGUUUUUGGAUAAAUCUCCGAAUUAUUGUGACUAUGAUCCUAAAACUGGAUCGCUUGGUACAGUGGGUAGAAAAUGUAAUCGGACAACAAGAGACACCGAUGGAUGUGACUUAAUGUGUUGUGGGAGGGGCUAUAAUACACAUCAAUUCACACGCACGUGGCAAUGCAACUGUAAAUUUCAUUGGUGUUGCUAUGUAAACUGUAAUAAAUGUAGUGAACGGACAGAAGAGUAUACGUGUAAAUGAUUAUCUGAUUAAUAGAUUCUGUGAAUAUCUGAGAAUGUAGAAUUGAGUUAUGUCCCCUUAUGUUUAGUCUGUGUAUUUAAAAAAAUCAAUGUAAAUAGCGGCACAUGAUUCAUGAUGUUGAAUAUUAUUAUAUACCGUAUGCAAUAUGAUUAUUUAUUUAAAGUUAUUUUAUGUCUAAUAGAGAGGAACGUUGUAGAUACAUAGAUAAACUAUAUUUUUAAGGUCUUUCUAGAAUAGACCUUGAACUUGAUAAAGGUGAAUGUCAUAUUUUACCAUAGAAACGGUUGCUAUGGUUUCGAAUGGAUAUUGUGUGUUGUCAUGGAGAUACUUGUUUUGUUUAUCUGGACGUAUUCAAGAGAUCUGGUAGUGCUAAUGCUUAUAAGCAACACCGAGCGCAAGCUAUAUAUGUGAAGUAGAAAAUUGAAUUAAUUGUAAUAGCUCAUAAUAUUAAUUUUUCGCAUUCUCCGAUCCACAACUAAUGUAAUUUUGUGAUAGACUAACAGCAUGAGAUUCUCAAUCACUUAGUGAUGGAAACCUUGCGGCACUUCACUACAGAAACAUAUCAACCUUAAAGGCAUUUAUAGAAGAGUAAAUGUGGGUCGAUUUAAUGGGCGAUUAAAUUUUAAAAAAUAAAUAAAAUUUAAUAGAUACCA